UUUAUAGAAAGGAAAAUCCUCUUGAGUUUUUUUUAGAAAACCACAGAACAAAGCUGUCAUGUAUGAAGAACCCAGAGACAUUUGUGAGGCAGCUCCGGGACAAACGUCUGAUAACAGAGGACAUCUACAAGAAAAUUGUAAGAGCAAAAGACCCUGAGCCAGAGUUGUAUAAAGCCCUGGAAUGGAUCCAAACCACCAAGAAGCUAUUCAUCUACCGCUUCUGGAGCUGUGUGUUUGAAAAGCACAUCAUAGACAAGUAUCCCACAGUCCGAGAGCUGCAGACUAAACUGUAUAAAAAGGCAGGUCACAAUGUGAACUCACAGCUGGGAGGACAAAAUGUGGUCAGGCCGGUGGUAGAGGUACCUGAUGACCAGCCUGGUUCAUCCUCGGACAUCACGCAGCCAAAUGAACAAGCGCGCAGCUCCUUGUCAGUGCCGAGAACAGACCAGAACUUGUGUCUUGUGACAUGUGGAGAAGUGCAAGGACAAAUGGACGCCAAUAAACUUAAAAAUGAGUCUUAUUCAGGCAAAUCAAAGUGCAUUCUGUAUGGUGGUAUGUGGCUCUCUUCCAUUGAGUUUAAACGUGUGGGAGGAAAGGAAACAUACAAAAACUGGAAAAGAAGCAUCCGUUAUAAGAAUGAACCACUGUCUAGGUAUACUGUAAAGAAUGGGCGUCUGUACAAGAAGCCAAAAAGAAGAAAAAGAAGGACUUUGUGA
Boleophthalmus pectinirostris (great blue-spotted mudskipper) is the source of this 716-nucleotide messenger RNA. RefSeq lists its product as uncharacterized. Gene Ontology annotation, cellular component: nucleus. The coding region runs from base 63 to 716 and encodes 217 amino acids. Gene Ontology annotation, biological process: regulation of transcription by RNA polymerase II. Gene Ontology annotation, molecular function: DNA binding; DNA-binding transcription factor activity, RNA polymerase II-specific. The record is from RefSeq and is a predicted model, not a curated record. The transcript is spliced from 6 exons. NCBI's taxonomy places the organism in Eukaryota, Metazoa, Chordata, Actinopteri, Gobiiformes, Gobiidae.